Molecule: messenger RNA, 4419 nt
Organism: Cydia fagiglandana
Lineage: Eukaryota; Metazoa; Arthropoda; Insecta; Lepidoptera; Tortricidae
Product: cationic amino acid transporter 4
Exons: 7
Coding region: 177-2243 (688 amino acids)
Biological process (GO): amino acid transport; transmembrane transport
Cellular component (GO): plasma membrane
Molecular function (GO): amino acid transmembrane transporter activity
Source: RefSeq, a predicted model, not a curated record
UUUUUCUGUUAGGGUAAACUCUUCAAUUAUUGGCACUUUGAGCCUAAUAUUAUCAAUUGACAACUAAUUUACGUCUUUACAGCUUUGGUGAUAGGAGUGAUCGUAUCAAUAAUUAGAGUGCCUACAAUAGAGCUGUUUACCCUACAUAGGUACUUAUUAUGUAAACAAGGUUGUAUAUGAAGGAUCGAUUAGAUGCGCGCGCUGCGCACUUCGCUUCAGUAAGUUCCCGUAACAGCGAGCCUCAAUCGCAAAUACAGUCAGCUGGGGUUGAAAUACAAGGAGCCAAGAUGCCGGGCGCCAGGCAUAAAAUACUGGGGCACGUCCUGUCGGGAUUCUGCCACAAGAUGAACCGUCGCAAACCUCUGUAUGGGGAUGCAAUGGACACUCCGCUUAACCGAUGUCUUACCACCUUGGACAUCACUUUGCUUGGCGUCGGGCACAUGGUAGGCGCUGGCAUCUACGUCCUGACGGGCGCAGUGGCGCGGCACAUGGCCGGUCCAGCCACGGCCCUCAGUUUCCUCCUGGCCGGCGUUACGUCUACCCUCGCGGCACUGUGUUAUGCUGAAUUCGGUACCAGGAUACCGAGAGCGGGAAGUGCUUAUGCGUACACUUACGUUAGCAUUGGAGAGUUCUGGGCCUUCAUCAUUGGAUGGAACAUCGUCUUGGAGUAUAUGAUCGGUGCAGCGUCGGUCGCCAGGGCGUGGUCCGGUUAUUUAGACGCAAUGUUAAACGGUGCUAUAAGCAAUGCCACCGUAUCUGUCACCGGAGAAAUGCAUGAGACUCUUCUUAGUCGAUAUCCAGACGUUUUAGCGUUUUUAAUAUGCAUCUUAGCCUCGCUCAUUUUAGCGGUAGGUGUUAAAACCUCUGCUUACAUCAACAACGGCCUCACUAUUCUAAACCUUUUGGUUAUAACGCUAGUAAUAUCGCUAGGUUUUUACUACGCUGAUAUAUCGAACUGGUCGGCUGCGAAUGGAGGUUUUAUGCCUUUCGGAUUUAGUGGGGUAUUGGCAGGGGCUGCUACGUGUUUCUACGCCUUUGUUGGCUUUGACAGCAUUUCGGCGUCUAGCGAGGAAGCUAAAGAUCCUUCGCGGUCCAUCCCUAUAGCGACAGUUCUUUCCAUGGCUAUCGUAGCUUUUGGAUACAUUCUUGUCGCUCUAGCUUUGACUCUUAUGGUGCCAUAUACGAGUAUUAAUCCUGAAGCAGCUCUGCCGUCCGCUUUAGGUGCAGUACAUGCCGAUUGGGCUAAAUAUGCAGUUUCUGUUGGAGCCGUUUGCGGAAUGACAACUACUCUUCUUGGCUCUCUGUUCUCUCUGCCCCGUUGUUUAUAUGCUAUGUCUACUGAUGGCUUACUAUUCGGUUUCCUCAGCGAUAUUAGCAACAAGUCUCAGAUUCCUAUUGCAAACUUAAUUAUUUCUGGAUUAUCAUCCGCUGUUAUAGCUCUAUUGUUUGAUUUGGAGAAGCUUGUAGAAUUCAUGUCGAUCGGUACAUUAUUGGCGUACACGAUCGUGAGUGCCGCAGUUAUAAUAUUACGGUAUCGGCCUGCUCCUACGGUUGACGAUAAGACUUUUGGAGUUCCGCCGAUAGAUUCUCCUGGGGACCGUGAAGAUAGUUCAGCAACUGGUACACCAGCGACUGAUGGCGGGUCUUCUUCUUCAGAGAUGUUCGAAGCUCUAACAGUGGGUCGUCUCCGCCCGCAAUACGCCUGGCUCGAGCCACUCGUCGGCGGCCGAGCGCCCGGGGCGGCCGUGUCGGGCUGUGUGUACACACUGACCGCGGCUGCCGCCGCGUUGUGCGCCCAUAACCACUUCGUGGCCGAACAGGCGGGCUUGUGGGCGCUGCUCCCGGACCUGGUGCUCACUUCCAUAAUUAUUGCUUGCUUAUUCAUAAUCUGGGCGCACCAGCAAUCACCAGCGCGGCUUCCAUUCAGAGUCCCGUGGGUGCCGCUGCUGCCCGCUGCCUCCGUCAUGCUCAACGUGGAGCUCAUGGUCAACCUCAACGCGCUCACCUGGGCGCGGUUCGCUAUAUGGAUCACUUUCGGUCUACUCCUGUACUUCCUCUACGGCAUCCACCACAGCAAGCUUGGCGAAGGCGUAGCGGGUCUCCUCUCCCGAUCUGCGAGCGCCGGUCGCGGUUGGGGCGCCAUCGAGAAAACUUCCCGGCGAAUUGGCCGGUUCGGCCGAGAAAAAAGCGACGAUCGAAAACCGAUCAUAAGCGACGACGAACUCGCGCGGCGGGAUCCGUGAUUCUAAAGUAAACUGUAUGUGUUCUGUCUUAAAGUUGCAAUUGGAAAACGCACGUUAAAAUUAUAAUACUUGCUUUUAUUGAAGAAUCAUAAGUAUCUACUGUUUGAGAAUAGGUAAGGUUUUUCAUGACUGCACUUAUUUAGAUUGCAGCACUGAAACAAAAAUCCUCAUUGUAAUUUUGGGGGACGCCGAGUCGAAAGACACCAAAUGUAGGUAUUGAAAAUGAAAAGACACUUUUAAUUAACUUUUAAACGUUGAGAAAUUUAUCGAUAUAAGUACCUACGAGAAUGUCAAACGAGAAACAACAAUAUGAUAUUUUACUUUAAGUCAAAUAAACCUUAAGGUGCGUUUUCAAAAUGUAACGACUAUAACUACUCAUAUAAUAAUUAUUUAGAAAUCUGUGUUCAGCUCUAUAACUGUCGCUUAGUUUCUUCGUUUCAAAAGUUACACAAAAGAAACAAAGUUGCAUGUGAUUGUGUUGUGUUAUUAUAUGCUUGGUUACCACAUAUGAGCGGCACAGUAGGCAUAAGAUGAGAUAUAAUUAUGUACACGGCUGAAAUCGAAUAAUAUAUUAGGCACAAAUUGACUUCGCAUUUAUGUUUCAAUGGAAAAUAAUAUUUGAGAAAAUUUGUACCUAUUUGAUGUUUUAUGCAAUUGAUACAGCCAGCAAAGUUAUCAGUUUAGCACCCCUGCAUAUAAAUAUGUAUGGAAUGGUGCUAAGCUAGCUUUGCUGACUGUACAUAGCCACAUAGGUACUUAUAAUUUAAAUUAUUCAAGUAUAAAAUGACAAUGCUAAUUACCCGUGUCAUCGUGUGACUCAACUUUUGAAUGAAACUUUAACUCAGGGUCAAUUAUUGUAGGUAGUACCUACAUACCAACGUUGAAUUAAAUUAACUUUAACGAAUUUGACAGUAAAAAUGUUAAGCGGUAUGACCAAAGAUCGCGCAAUUGUUUAAAAAUACAUAUUUAUAAGAUACAAACAUGCCAAAGACUAUUAUUAUAGCACAAAGUGAAGUCAAACUUCAACUGGAAUUUCUAAUUCUCAUUGAUUAUUCAAAUCUAUUUAACAUUAAAUUACUAGAAUGUUAGUAAUUUUCAAGAGAGAUACUUUUCAGAAUCUUCAAAUAAAUAGGUACAACAUGGGCAUUUUUUUAGCUAAUUAAUAAUUAUGCGAACUGUUGUUUUAUUUGUUGUGACGUAACUUUCUAUUAGUGUUGCCAAAAAAUGUAGUGUUUAUUUUAUAAAAAUGGAAACGUUUUAAUUAUUAGUUUUUUUAUAAUAUAAGUUAUUUAGAUACCUAUCUUAGAUUAUAAAUUAAUUAAUUUUCUUUUAAAUAAUCUUCCAAACCAUGUGGUUUACGAGUUUUUGUAAUUAAUAGCAUGUAUUAAAAAUACUCAGUUGAUAAAUACACUUCAAAAUUGAUUGAUAACUGAGUAUUUUUUACAAACUGCUAUUAAUUUCAAAAGCUUGUAAUCUUGUAAUUGCUUUGUGUGAACUUUUAUGUGCUGGUAGAUGAACAUAUCGUGUAGUGAAAAGGUAUAUCACAUAAUAUCGUCGGGUGACAAGCAAAAUUCACUAACUAACACCGUUGAAAUUAUUGGACAAUAAACCGUGUUACAAGUGUAAUAAAGUGCAUUGUUACUUUAAUUUUUUGACAGUACUUAGUGACUUUUGCUUGUCACCCGACGUAUAUUCUUUGAGUAUUACGAGCAGCUUAGUGGCAGCUUUUUAAGUGCGAUUCCAGAAUAUAUAAAUAGUGGUACAUCAUAAUAUGUUAUUUAGCUUUCAAAAAUGUGUAUAUCGUUUAAUGAAGUUCCAAAUAGGAAUGAACCGCCGAACUAAACUAUAUUCUAAAUAACUAAUUGAUAAAAAAAAUCGAAUAUAUGUUAAUUUUACGAAGUAGUAUAUAAGUAUUGUCCUUGUAGGUAAAUAGAUUUGCAGAUAUAUCUUUUAUUAAAUAAAAUAACUAGACUAUUACAUAGUAACACCAAAUGUGAUCUUUUAAAAUGUCCAAGUACCUUUCUUUAAGAUUUUUAGCCAGAAUGUUAUUGUUUUGUGCAUACUUAUAAGUUUAUAGAAUACCAAGAAUGUUUAUGAACUUCAUAUAGCAUUGUUAAUACUCUAACGACAUAUUUUAAGAAAAGUUGAUGUGUACAUAAAGCAAUUAUAAAAAUAA